AAUAUCAACAAUACACGAAGUUAAGAUGAAGCAGUCGACGCUUAUUUUCAUCGUUCUCCUUUAUGUGCUUCUUACGGUGUUCAUAUCAUGCGUCGACGCUCAAUCUUGCCAACCGAGCGGAAAGUUGAAAGGUAAGAAACCACCUCACGGGCAAUGUGUGAAUGAUCCAGACUGUUGCAAAGAGGGAAAAUUUUACACGACAUAUAAAUGUUCCCCACGUGUCACUGGACAUACAAAGGCGACUCUCACGAUUAACAAUUUUGAGAAGGGCGGGGACGGCGGCGGACCAUCAGAGUGUGACAGUAAGUUCCACUCGAAUAACAUUCCGGUUGUGGCGUUGUCCACUGGAUGGUACAAUAAGGGAAAACGAUGUUCAAAGUUUAUUAAAAUACAUUACAGGGGUAAAAGCGUAAAAGCUAAGGUGGUUGAUGAGUGUGACUCCACUCAAGGUUGCGACGAUGAGCACGGAUUCCAACCACCGUGCCCUAAUAACAUCGUUGAUGGAUCUAAAGCCGUUUGGAAGGCGCUCGGGAUACCCGAGAAAGAUUGGGGCGAAGCAACAGUUACAUGGUCAGACGCAUGAUCAUGCUUGAAGUCGGUUCAAUAAA
Cynara cardunculus var. scolymus (artichoke) is the source of this 608-nucleotide messenger RNA. Its product is annotated as putative ripening-related protein 2. The transcript has a single exon. Lineage: Eukaryota; Viridiplantae; Streptophyta; Magnoliopsida; Asterales; Asteraceae. Bases 26 to 583 code for a protein of 185 amino acids. The record is from RefSeq and is a predicted model, not a curated record.